CGUUGUGACUGAUCACUGCAUAGUAGGCAUAGUAUAACUGUUAUUGCAUUAUUUUAUUACUGACAAUUUUUAUCACUUAGUUUUCAGGCAUUAUUGUCUGUGUAUAUGCUGAUUUUAAAUAAUAGUUCAGUAAAUUAUGAUUAACUUUUAUAUUUUCCAGUAAUAAAAUGUCAUUGUUUUUGGCUUGUUUUGUUUACUUAAUAAAACAUUUGGAAUUAUGAAGAAUUUAGUUUUACCAAAGAUUGUUAACUAAUGAAAGUUAAUAAUUAAAAAAUAUUAAAUGGAAUGGUUGUACCCUUAAUAGCAUGUAUAUUCAACAUCAGAAUAUUGGGAAACAACAAUGAGAAAACAUAAUGAUCUUAAUUCAAAAAAAAGUAUGGCUGAUAUUUUUCACUUCUUUGUUGUUUUUUAUCCAAACAACAAUAUCAUAUCCUGAUAAUAGCAAAACAAACAGAUGUAAUAAUACAAGUUCGGAUUGUUUGAAAUGUAGCAUAGAUGGAAUCUGUAAGAAAUGUAAAAAAGUUUUAAUUGUUGCUACGGGUCAAUGUGCUGAUGCUUGUCCAUCAGGGUAUGAAUUUAUGUGGUCAACAAAUGAAUACCAUAUGGGUCGUAUAUGUUCAGUAACAGAUAAAACUCUAAUUGGAAACAUAAAAUUAUCAGGCCAAACUGUUGCUAUUCUUGUUGGAACUGUUAUAGGAUUUCUUAUAUGUGUUACAAUUCUAUUCCUUGUGGGAAUUACUAUUAAGUUUAAGAAAUGUACUAAUUUUAGAUCAAAAACUUGUAUGUCACCUAGUUUAGGACCUCUGAAUAGUAGUUCUCACCAAAGUCAAGAAAUUGAUGAUUAUGAUAGAUUAGAAUUUUUCAAACAAUUGAAAAAUUUGCGUUCUGAUGCUAAUAUUUUUCUAUGUAUGUUAAAUGAAACUAGGAGACAAGUACGUGAGUUACAAGGUCCUAGUCGACAACAUUCUGCUAUACAAGCCUAUAGGCCCGUGUUGAAAGAUUUAUCCAGAAUUUUAAUCUUAUUGAAUAAAGAAGACUGUUUUAUAAAUCCUCCACCUGAUUGGGAGACAUUAUUAUCUUGGGGUGAAAGAGUACUAAAACGAUAUAAAAAACAAUAUCCAAUAAUAAUUCACCAAUUAAAUAGAGAUGAGCACUUUGGUGAUAUACCAAUCCAAUUAACGACAUUUUCUAGCAAUAAAAAACACAGGCCUCUAUCUGCAUCAUCAUCAUCACCAUCUCGAAUUAAACAGUUAGCCAUCUCUGUAUUUGAUGAAAAUUAUAGCGAUCAUAAUAGGCAUCAUGAUGAGAAUGAUGAAGUUAUUAUGCUAAAAGAAAAAUCUGUACCUAGUUUUGGUCGAUCUACUAGUCCUGCAUCUUUUUCUUUAUUAGAUGCUAAUGCAUCUAAAAGUAUGUUAGUUGCUGAAUGGAAUGCUGAAAUUCCACCAUACAAUUGUUAUUCAACGACUACAGAUGAAGAUGACUUUUUUACUCUUGGUUUUAGGCCACAAGACGAAAUAACAACAGAGCUCUAAACAAUUUUUUUAUUAAUCUGUUUAAUUUAAAAAUAAAUAAAUGUAAUUAUUCUUUAUGUAUAUUAUUUCUUAUAUUAUAUUGUAUAGUUGUGUAUUUAUUAUUUUUAAUUUAAAAUUUUUUUAUAGUUUUAUAUACAUUAUGUUAACUAAUAACAUUGCAUAUUUUUAAAAAUAAUAAAUUUUUAUAAAUUUUUAA
Daktulosphaira vitifoliae (grape phylloxera) is the source of this 1728-nucleotide messenger RNA. RefSeq lists its product as uncharacterized. NCBI's taxonomy places the organism in Eukaryota, Metazoa, Arthropoda, Insecta, Hemiptera, Phylloxeridae. The record is from RefSeq and is a predicted model, not a curated record. The coding region runs from base 354 to 1532 and encodes 392 amino acids. The transcript is spliced from 8 exons.